This is a messenger RNA of Syngnathoides biaculeatus (alligator pipefish), 4223 nucleotides long. RefSeq names its product CLN8 transmembrane ER and ERGIC protein (gene cln8). Gene Ontology annotation, cellular component: membrane; endoplasmic reticulum. The coding region runs from base 157 to 1032 and encodes 291 amino acids. Gene Ontology annotation, biological process: lipid homeostasis. NCBI's taxonomy places the organism in Eukaryota, Metazoa, Chordata, Actinopteri, Syngnathiformes, Syngnathidae. The record is from RefSeq and is a predicted model, not a curated record. The transcript has 3 exons.
GAAAAUGCCAAGUAGGCGUGACAUCUGGUAUACAGGUCAUGUGAUCAAACUAAAGUCGUGUGACUUGGGAUGUAAAAUUAAACGCCUGUUAGUUUUCAUGUGUUUGCCACAUCAUGUAUUUAUCAAGCUGCUGAGUAGAUAGCUUUUCUCCUGACUAUGGAUCCUGGGCAGCAGCUGGCUCUAUCUGAUGCCACCUCCCAGGACAAAGCAGAAUACUUUCCAUGGGAGGUUCGAUUUCAACUUAUUGGCCUGGGUUUUGCCUUUUAUGCAUCAGUAUUCCUCCUCACUCACAUCAUAUCCUCAUCACUGUUCCAUACGUACAACGCCUUGCAAGCUAAAGAAAAAGUUUUUUGGAAUCUUGCAGCUACCCGCGCAGUGUUCGGCAUUCAGAGUUCAACAGCUGGUCUCAGAGCACUGACUCAGGACUCUGGGUUGAGCAGAGACAUAGUGAGGGGUCAAGAGGAGUGGUCGUGGUUCAAUAUCCUCACAGCCACAGGGUUUUUUGUAUUUGAGAAUGCUGCGUUUCACACCUACAAUUUGGUGUUUCGGUCACUUGACCUCACCCUGGCACUGCACCAUUUCUUCGCCCUGGCUGGAUAUGGAGGUGCAGUGAUGUCAGAUUCCAUGGGGCACUUUGUGCCAAUGGCAGUGCUACUGCUGGAGAUGAGCACACCGUUCACCUGCAUAUCCUGGAUGCUUCUGAAGGCUGGAUGGGCCAGCAGUCUGUUUUGGAAAGCCAACCAAUGGGUGAUGAUCCACAUGUUCCAUUGUCGCAUGGUGCUCACCUACUACCUUUGGUGGUUAAGCUUUAAGCACUGGGGAGAGAUCAACAACCACUUCCCCCUGGCCUUACGCCUCAUCUUCUUCAUCGGCCUGGUUCUGCUCACCAUCGUCAUGAAUCCAUUUUGGACCUACAAGAAGACCAUGCAGCUCUUCAACCCUGUCGACUGGAACUUUGGCAAUAAGCCUGUAUCUGGAAACAACCCCAAAAGGGAUAACGCUGAUGUUGCUGUCAAACCCCAUGCAAGUUGAGGAGAAACAGGGAAGUUGGUUACAUUUUAAGAUAUUUUCACAUUUUUGAAAAGACUACUCUGAUCUAGCCACGUUUAUUUGAUGUAAUAGGUAAUAGGCAGCAUUGACUUUAAAAUACAGAGGGAGGAAAAAGUGUGUAAAGCCUUUGGAAUUUAUUAUAAUUUCUGCAGGAAUUGCUCAUAGAAUGUGGUCUGAUUUUCAUCAAAAACACAACAAUACACGGUCUGGUUAGAGUAAUGGUACAAUUCUGAUUUUGUGGUUUCAUGGUUCACAGAAUACAAGGUGAGUGAACCAAGUUAAUAAAUCCAGUCCCUCCUUUGACAGCACAUUUUCCUCCUGAUGAAGUCCUUUGUUGUGCCGGCAGUGUGUUUGGGGCCAUUGUCUAGUUGCUUGAUAAAGUUUCUCCUGAUAGUUUAUUUGCAGUUUUCUGUAAAUUGCCAGAUAAAAUUAUUUUGUAAACCUCAAAAUUUAUUCUGAUACCAUGCAAGCCCAAACCGUGAGAUUACCUCCAACGUGCUUCACAGAUGAGUUUGUGUUUUUUGGAUCAUAAGCAGAUCCUUUCUUUCCCUGUACUUUGGCCUUUCCAUCACUUUGGUAGAGGUUAAUCUUGGUCUUGUCGAUACGGUGGCCCGGAAGUGCAAAACAAUACAUCAAAUUGUGAAACACUUAUAUAUUUCAGGAAACAAAUGAACAAAAGCCAAAGCAAUCUUUGAAAUGGGACAUUCCCUUUCCAGGUAGUUUUUUUUAUUUAAUUUAAUUCAUCAUUUUUUUUUUUUCAAGUGUUUCAGUUUUUUUCAGUUGUUUUUUUUAAUUGUUAAAGUGUUUCACGAUUUGUUGUAUUGUUUUGCACUUCCAGGUCUCUGUACAGCAGUCCAUAAUACUUACUUCCAAAACAUUUGUAGUUCCUCUCUGUAAUUUGCAAAAUCCAAUCUGAGCUUCUGAUUCUUUUUGCUGGUGUGUUGUUUUCAUGUUGUGGUACGGCCUUUAUAUUUUCUUCUCUUAAAGUCUUCUUCGAACAGUGCAUUGUGUGAACUUCACUCCUGCCCUGUUGAGGCUGGCUCUGAUGUCAUUGUAGUCUUUGGGUGCUUCUUGACAGCUCUCAAUGUUUUUGUCACCAACUGCUGGUGAUACCCUUGGCCGACUUGUUUCACGUCUGUUACUCAGUACACCAUUGGUUUCUUUAUUUUUCAAGACAUUCCAAAUUGCUAUAUUGGUUCUGGCCUGUGUUUGGAAAGGAGCUCUUUCAGCUUCAAAAUGUUUUGCUUUUUGACAUCCUUUGGUUUUAAUGUUUGGUUAACACAUGGGUUCCCAAACUUUUUUUGCUCCUCCCCUUUUUUUGGAGAUUAAUUUUCUUUUUGAAUUGUUGCUAGGCACUUUCUAUAUUUAUGUACCUGUGUUACCUUUAAGAGUGUUCCUUUGUUUUUGAAUUUUUAGACUCAAGCAAAUGAAUCAGUGUUAGUGCGCAGUAUCCAAUUUUUAAUGUUCUAAAUUUAAAAAUAUGACAAUCACUGUCAAAUGUUUAAUCAGACAAUGCAUUAAUGACGGUUUUGCUAUUAUGAGCAUAGCAUGAUUAUUGCUGCACUAAUAAUAGCAUUUUGGGGGUAUUUAAAAGUAUACAUUGAAUGGACUGGGAUAGAAGUGCAUGAUAUUAUAUAAAUUCAAGAUGUCUUUUUCGACAAAAAGCGUUGGGAGAACGCACAGAACCUAUGAAAGCUUACUGAGAUUUGAGGACUAAGCCAGCAAGAAAAAGAGGUGUUCCCCUCUUCACUCUUCAGGUACUGUGAUCCUUCCUGCAAUAACAUGAAUCGUAAUGCAAUAUUGAAUGCUUUCCUGGGAUAUAGCAAUGAUUAUUGUAGCGUGAGGUAAAUACCUUGAUGAAACCAAACCAUAUAGAGCUAAAUAUAGUUACAUCCCUUCUUAUUAAGUGGGUAACACACUUACCAAAGUAUAAUAUUACUAAAGGGGUGGAGGUUAAACAUUGUGGCGUCUAUACAAUAAUACAGUUUUUUUGCAGUAAUAUCCUUAUAACGAGCAUGUUGUGGUUGCUCACUACAGCCUGUAACAACGUAACAAGAAUGAACAAGUGCUGAUGCAGAAUUACAACAAAGUGAUUUAAAUUCAAGUAAAUUUAUCUUCUGUGAUAGUUGUUGUGUGCUAACUAAUCCUAGAAAGGUCAAAGCCUUGUUGCCUGCUGCCAAUCUUAGCUGCAAUUCCUUUCCAUGGGCUGGUUGAUUGAAAAGAUGGGCACAAACGGAAGUAUACACUUUUAAUGUUAUACUCAAUUCAUUAUUAUUUUUGCUCUGUUAUGCCAUUAAAUCAAUUACCUCAGGGAUCACCAAACGUUUUGAAACACAGCUACUUCUUGGUACUGAUUAAUUAAUGCGAAAGGUUACCAAUUUGAUAUAUAAUGUCUGACAUUUGCUCAAAUUACUGUACCUUUAAUUAUUCAUAUUCAAUAUUAUUGAAGCUAUUGACUUCCAGAGUAUUUAUUAAUGAUUUAGGAAUCAAAGAAAUAUCAAUAUUCAACAGUACUGCUAUUCUAAGUGAGUCUUGCAGGUGUCCAUUAUUGGGGUGUGUACGGUUAUCUUUUGAUGAAAUUCAUGUCAGAAAAGGCAGAUUCACACAGGUUGACUCAACCUUCAUAGCUACUGUGGAUACAUCAGUGAACUGAAGAUCACAAGACCUGUACACAAACUCUUGCUUGUCUGCUUAUGACUUGAGAGUACAUUUCUACAACUUGGUCAAAAGUCACAGAUGCUUAAUGUUUCAGCACCAUCUGCACAGAAAGAAAGUGCAGCACUUUUUUUUUUCUUUGUAGAUUUACAGAGAAAAUGUUCAUCUGCUGGUGCAUGAUGUAGUGGUAUAAUGCAGAAAGUUUGUCAUUUUGGGAACUGUGUGUCUCCUUUACAGCGAGCAAUAAAUCCUCUGUCGGACGAUCAUAACAGGAGCCCCAUCAGUCGUCACCGUUAUCACUUUUCCCAGUAUAGUUCCCUUUUCUCAGUGAAAUCCUCCUUCACUGUGUUAUAGAUGUCAACUCCCCUUGUAGUUCUCUUUAAGAGGACUAGUUGUUUAAUUUUUUUUUUUGGGGGGGGAUAAUAAAUACCAUAACCUGUGCAUGGCUUCUGCUGCACUGCUGUCAAACACAUCCAUCAAGAAGACAAAAGCUGCCUUCAACUUUCUUUUUUUUUUUU